Molecule: messenger RNA, 1245 nt
Organism: Histoplasma capsulatum G186AR
Lineage: Eukaryota; Fungi; Ascomycota; Eurotiomycetes; Onygenales; Ajellomycetaceae
Exons: 2
Coding region: 389-1213 (274 amino acids)
Source: RefSeq, a predicted model, not a curated record
AUACGGCAUGCCUAGGUACUAGUAGUAAGUGGCAUAGUUAAUGGUGGGGAUAUCACCGGUGACAGUUAUCGAAUCGCAUCCCGGACUUACAUACUCACCCCUCCGACCUGAAGAAUGUGUUCGGGCGAGUGAAAUACAUAUGAGCAUACACAUUUAAGAAGGGAUUCUCCUUGGUUUUCCUCCGUUCCUGGUUUUUCUGUGAUUCAUUUCCAUCUUACUAUGUAUCCGCAUGAGCUUUGAUAGGUCUUUCAGCCGCCGAUAACCCUUCCCCGUGAGAAGGUUUAUCCUUCCAACUCUCAUCUUUUCAUAUGCGUACUUGGACAUCUUAUACCACAUCGCGAGCAACACUGCCGCACUAAGGAACCUGUGCGAUUGAUCAAUCGAGACAAUGGGGAAGUCACUAGUUUACCCAAAGUACCCCAGAAGCACCCUGAACCGGUACAAACACCGGGGAACCUACGAGCUGGGGAAAAUUCACUCCAUCGUCAAUGAGUGCGCCGUCCUGCACGUCUCCUUCCCUGCAGGCCCUGAUGAUCCGUUCCCCGCGAUUCUCCCCAUGAUUGGCCAGAUGGGCUCAUUCGAGUAUCCGUCCGCGGACAUAAAUGAGCCCCUAGACUGCUAUCUACAUGGGUAUGUCAGUUCACGAAUCAUGAACCUUGCUCGAGUUACCAACGGCGAAGGCGAAGGCGAAGCCCAGAGCCAGGGGCUGCCGGUCUCCAUCUCCGCCGCCCACGUCGACGGCUUCAUCCUUUCCCUCACCCCGAACUCGCACAGCUACAACUAUCGUUCGGCCAUACUGCAUGGGUACGCGACGGUUGUGACGGACGAGGCAGAAAAGCACUGGGCCAUGAAGCUAGUCACCAACGGUGUCGUGGAGGAUCGCUACGAUCAUACCCGCGUACCACCCAAUAAAGUGGAGAUGACGUCAACAACGAUACUGCGUGUGAGGAUUGUGGAUGGCAGUGGGAAGAUUAGGGAUGGCAGCGUGUCGGACGAGAGGUACGACCGCGAGAAUAAAGAGCUUACGAGCAAGGUGUGGACGGGGGUGGUACCUGUUUGGCAGGUAAUGGGAGAACCAAUUCCCGCGCCGGAGAAUGAGGUUAAAGAGGUACCGGAGCAUAUCAGGGGGUUUAUUGACAGGGUCAAUGAGAGGAAUAAGGCGUAUGCUCACGGCGCGGCGGUGGUCGGGUUGCCAAAAGAAGAGCAACAUUGAUGUCGGUUUCAUAUUCUUCAUUUUUUAUUUUA